This is a messenger RNA of Entamoeba invadens IP1, 975 nucleotides long. RefSeq names its product actin, putative. The coding region runs from base 1 to 975 and encodes 324 amino acids. Lineage: Eukaryota; Evosea; Mastigamoebida; Endamoebidae. The transcript is spliced from 2 exons. The record is from RefSeq and is a predicted model, not a curated record.
AUGUGGUAUAUUAUAAAUACAAAGCAACUAAUUUUAUAUAAAAAUAAAAAUAGAUUAGUAAAAAUUAUUUUGUCACCCAAUCGUUUAAAACUUGAACCCGAAAAUUUACCAAUUUUGUUGACAGAAUCGGUUAAUAACACAACACAAUCAAGACAGAGGAUAUGUCAACUCUCUUUUGAAACGUUUAAUUUUUCACAUUUUUGUCUAAUUUCGCAACCAGUCUUAUCUUUUUUGUCGACUGGAAAGAGCACUGGUUUUUGUGUUGAAUCUGGUCAUGGAGUUACUCAAUUUGUGCCUGUUUAUGAAGGUUCAAAGGUGCAAGUUGGUGUGUAUCGUUUAGAACUUGCUGGACAAGAUGUAAACGACUCACUUGAGAAAUUUGCAAACGCAAAAGGAUUCACCUUCAAAGAUUACUUAGAAAAGGAAACUUUGGCUGAUUUGAAAGAAAAACUUUGUCAUGUUGCUCAGAACUAUGAAGAAGAAAAGAAAAAAGACGCAAACGAACUGGAAAAAACUUUCAAACUUCCAGAUGGAAAAGAAAUCAAACUUGGUGCCGAGAGAUUUGAAUGUACUGAACAAUUGUUUGAACCAGAAACAUGUGGAAAGGAAAUAGAUGGUAUUAUUGAUCGAGCUUAUGAUAGGCUCAUGCACGUUGAUCCAGAUGUGAGAAAUGAAUUAUAUGGUAAUAUUGUGUUAGCUGGCGGAAACACAAUGAUGCCUGGCUUUGUGGAGAGAUUUAAAACCCAAUUUACUAAAUUGGCACCUGUAUCUGCAAAAGAUUGGAUUUUACUGCACCAGAAAAUAGAGAUCUUGCUGCUUGGAGAGGAGGCGCCAUAUUUGCUAGUUUGUCAACUUUUGAAUCAGCUUGUGUGUCAAAAGAUGGUUAUAAUGAAUGUGGUCCAAGUAUCAUUAACAGAGUUUGCCCUUAAACUCACUCUCAUUUUUAAUAUUUUGGUGUUACAUUCAAACAUUUAA